Molecule: messenger RNA, 1485 nt
Organism: Canariomyces notabilis
Lineage: Eukaryota; Fungi; Ascomycota; Sordariomycetes; Sordariales; Chaetomiaceae
Exons: 3
Coding region: 1-1485 (494 amino acids)
Source: RefSeq, a predicted model, not a curated record
AUGUCUGAUCUCGACUCUAUAGACACACCAGGACAAGCUCGGCCGUUCCGAUGGAGUAUCCCUGAAGAACUAUGCUUUGAGCAGGUCAUCAAGAACCGGACGGCACCUCCAUGUUCGUUGAGCGACUUCAUGGACUAUCUCCUCUACGUUGAGCACAAUGCCGAGCCUCUCCAGUUCUUCCUUUGGUAUUGCGACUACGUCCAGCGCUGGAGUAGCCUUCUGCCGCGACAGAAAGCACUGUCUCCAGCAUGGGAUCCGGAAUCGGCCGCCGAGCCGCCGUCUCGCUUCAUUACUUACAGCCAUAGGCGAGCGAGGAGCCUCAAGAUGAGCAAGAUCAUCACCAUCAUGGAGAUGGGAUCCGAGCAAGAGACAGCCGACCCCAACACCCCAGAGAGCAGGCGGAGCACAUCUUCGUCUUCCUCCUCAACCAACAACUUUUCCCGUCCCCGAACGUCCUCGUCGUCCUCCGUGCUCAGCCCAACCGAGUCAUCAAAAGGAGACUGGAAACCAUUCACCAUCCAACCCUUCCGCGACGAACUCACCCGCAUAAUCCGGCAUUACAUCGCCCUAAACUCCCCACGCCAACUCUCCCCAGCAAUCCUCACCCCCGCAGACAGAGCCACAUGCGUGCGGGCCGCGGCACGGACGACACACCCGUCGGCGCUGCUCCCGGCCUUUCUGGCGGCCGAGGCGUCGCUGCGCGGGUCGCACGGGCGCUUCGUGCGGUGGUUAGUAUGGACCAGCAGCAACGCCAGCCCCGCGAGGGUUUGCUUCCUGCGUUGUCUGUCUGCGGCGCUCAUCCUCGCCGGUUUGGCGCUCGAUGUUCUCUUGAUUCUUUCCCGCCUGCCCCCGCACUGGCGUGUUGUGUGUCUUGCUCUGUGGUGGCCUGCGUGGACUGUGUUGUUUGCGGCUUUGGCAGGGGUCAGGCCGAGACCAUCGCCGUGGGCGGAGGAUGAUGGGAUGAUGGCGAGAAAGGGUUGUUGUUUAAGUUGGGGCGGCGGCGGCGGCGGUGGUGGUGGUGGGAUGUGUGUGGUGCUGCAUCUUAGGGGGCUCAGGCAGCUGCGCCCUUGGGAGCAGCACCAGCACCAGAAUCAGAACCAGCACCAGCAGGGGGUUGGUGAUUGCCGCGGUACAUCGGCGGUGACAAAGGAUGGACUGGAGGAGGGGUCGAGAUUCGCGGAACUCAAGAGGAUAGACACCGACAGCAGUAUCAGUUCUUCCAGUUCUGGGAGAGUCGAUCCCCUCUGCAAACCGAGCCUGCAGGUGUUUGGGCCCAGGAACGACUUCUCCGGUGAGCCAUGGGUGGAAGCGUACAGCCGGAAGAGCUGGUGGCGAAAAGUAUUUGACGACACGGUCCCGGUGCAGAAUAAGGGGUUGGUGUUGAUGCAGGACCGGACCUUGCUCUUGUCCGUGCUUUGGGCUGGUGUUGUUUCCUCCGUGUUGACGGUUGGAUCGCUUUUUGUGCCAAAGGCGGGCUUGUUCUGA